UUUUUUUUUAAAUGACGUAUGUGCUUGGAGAUUCCUUAACGGUAUUUUACAGAUUUUAAUGUUAAAUUUAACAGAAUCAGCCUCAACUAACAAAAAAAAUAUAAAUCAGUGAUUAAUUGUCCCUUUUAAGUAAUAUAGGCUUUAACUUAUAUGUGUUAAAUAAUUACCGAAAAUUGCAAAGGGCAAGGCAAACAAGGAAAAUCAAUAAUCAGCCACUCCUCGAAAUUAAAGGACCUUUGCUUCUUAUAUUUAUGAUCCUGAAGUUCAAAUGAAUGCAAUGAAAGAACCUUCGCCUCCAGUAUCAGCCAUGGCCACUCCAACCAACAGUAGUGGCAAUUUGGUUGAUGAGUUCGAGGAGGCUUUUCAGUCUUGUCUCAAUGUCCUCACAAAAGAAGAAGCCGUCCCCACCACAGACAAAGAUGAAAUCAAAGUGGAAGUUGAACAUACAAUGCACAGAUUUAUAGAUUUGGCAAGGCAAAUGGAAGCAUUUUUCCUACAAAAGCGAUUUUUACUGUCAGCAUUGAAGCCCGAAAUGAAUGUAAAGGAGGACGUCAAUGAGCUGAGGCUGGAGUUGGUCAGGAAAGAUGAACUUAUUAAGAGGCAUUACGAAAAAAUCUCUGUUUGGCAGAAUUUGUUGGCAGACUUACAUAGUUAUGCUAAAAGUCCUGCGCAAGGUGGCUCAACGACCCCUUCAGGACCAGCUACAGCAGGCAGCGGCACCUCAUCCAUCCCCCCAUCUCCAAUACCGUCACUGCCAAGUACCCAAAACGCCAACCAACUGUUAUCAAACAUGACUUCUUCCAUGCAACAGUUGCAACAGCAGCAGCUACAACACCAACAGCUCCAGAUGCAGCAGCAACAGUUGCAACAGAUGCAACAAAUGCAGGUCCCUCCUGGUUUGAGUGGAGGAAACGUGGCCCCUUCGCUGCUAUCGCCGCCGCAUCCUUCCGCUUUCAUGCCUCAGGGGGGCGAGGUCAACAGGGCAGGAUUUUUCGUGAAAGUCGACCCCUCGGAAAUGAUGCAGGGUUCAUUGAGUUAUUUGGAGAAAACCGCUUCUAAUAUUGAUUACGUAGGAGGAAUGGUGGAAGGUCGGAGGUGACGAGGACGCGGCAGAGGUCGGGGUAGAGGACGCGGCAGAAGCCGGGGACGCGGACGACCGACCUCCUCAAUGUCGCCAGAUUACUUUUCUCCCUAGUUAAACCUCCCCGAAGCCUGGUUUUGCGAUAAUUAUUAUUGACGAUUAAAAAUCUGUGUCAAUAAUAAUAUGAGGUGAGUCCAAACAAGCCCUUGAGAACCCAAGAAGAUGUGCGUGUGUGUGUGUAUAGUAUGUUUAAAUUAAUUUUCGUGGCAAUAUAUCAAAUUGUAUCAUUAUAAAAUUGGUUUUGAUAGGGCCUGGUUUGGAUGCCCACCUAAAAAUAUUCUAACAUACAACCGAAACCCGGCUUUUCUUUUUGUGAGCUCGAAAAUUCCGAAUUCCGGCUUGGUAAUUUAUAAUAUCGGCCUUUACUGUAGGAUCAAAUUUUGUAUAAAAAUUCCAAACACGAAUUAUUCUCCACUAGUCUCAAGUAAGUAAAUUAAUUAUUAAAUAAAUCAAUAUCAAAAUAAUGUUAGUAGAUAGUUUUAAUUGUAAAAGAAAUGUAUUGUUUUAUCAAAUAAAAAUAUACCAAAGAUUGUACCGAA
Anthonomus grandis grandis is the source of this 1680-nucleotide messenger RNA. It is a transcript of the gene MED28, whose product is annotated as mediator of RNA polymerase II transcription subunit 28. Gene Ontology annotation, cellular component: mediator complex. The record is from RefSeq and is a predicted model, not a curated record. Lineage: Eukaryota; Metazoa; Arthropoda; Insecta; Coleoptera; Curculionidae. The transcript is spliced from 6 exons. Bases 269 to 1099 code for a protein of 276 amino acids.